AUGGUGGAGAUUCUGGAACAGUUCUUUAUUUCCAUAGGUAUUCUGGUGUUUAUGCUCUACCUGUUGAAGUGUCUGAGGUUCUCCAGAUGUAUUUUCUUGCACUUCUGAAAAGUUCUGCCGAAGUCUUUCUUAAAGCCAAUGGGACAGUGGGCAGUGAUUACUGGAGCAGGAGAUGGGGUUGGGAAAACUUAUGCAUUUGAGUUAGCAAGACAAGGACUCAACCUGGUGCUUAUUAGCCAGACACUAGAAAAACUACAGGCUAUUGCUGGACAAAUUGAAUGAACUACAGGGAGAAGUGUGAGGAUUAUACAGGCAGAUUUCACCAAAGAUGACAUCUAUGAAAAUAUUAAGGAAAAUCUUAGAGGCUUGGAAAUUGGCAUCUUAGUCAACAAUGUCAGAAUGCUUCCAAACCUUCUCCCAAGCUAUUUCCUGGAAACAUCAGGGAAAAUCCAGGUGUCUGCUAAGGCUUCUGAAAAGCUUAAACUGGGAAGACCUGUUCAAGGUUAUAGAUUGGGAAGUGAAGGAGCAGAUCCAAGCUUUAUGACAGAGCUAAUUCUGAAAAACAUGAAAUCAAGCUGCGGGAGGCAGCAAGGCAGCACAGCUCGCUUCUUUGUUUUCAGGCAGAAAGGGCUCAUCCUGGACAUUUCUUCCGGGGUGGCCCUCUUUCCCUGGCCUCCGUAUUCCAUGUACUCGGCUUCCAAGGUGAUUUCUCUUUACUCCAGGCUUUUUGUAUGCACGUUUUCCAAGGCACUGCAGGUGGAAUAUAAAGCAAGAAGAAUCAUUAUUCAGGUGCUGACCCCAUAUGCUGUUUCAACACCCAUGACAAAGUAUCUAAUCACCAACAUAAUAACCAAGACAGCUGAAGAGUUUGUUAAAGAAUCACUGAAUCAUGUAACAUUUGGAGAUGAAGCCUUGCCCAUGAAAUCUUGCAAAACCCUUUACCUUGUGGAUUCAGUGGUUUCAUUGGUGUGCAAACAUUCCCUAAAGGUGAACUUUCUUACUAUGAUCCCAUCCUGCAUCUUCUACAGCAGCACAUUCCAGAAGAUUCUCCUGACACACUAUGUGAAUUACCUCAGGCAGAACAGCAACAUAAAUUAG
Molecule: messenger RNA, 1098 nt
Organism: Sorex araneus (European shrew)
Lineage: Eukaryota; Metazoa; Chordata; Mammalia; Eulipotyphla; Soricidae
Gene: HSD17B3
Product: hydroxysteroid 17-beta dehydrogenase 3
Exons: 12
Cellular component (GO): endoplasmic reticulum
Molecular function (GO): oxidoreductase activity
Source: RefSeq, a predicted model, not a curated record